This is a messenger RNA of Gracilinanus agilis (Agile Gracile Mouse Opossum), 2340 nucleotides long. RefSeq names its product zinc finger and BTB domain containing 14 (gene ZBTB14). The record is from RefSeq and is a predicted model, not a curated record. The transcript is spliced from 4 exons. Lineage: Eukaryota; Metazoa; Chordata; Mammalia; Didelphimorphia; Didelphidae. Gene Ontology annotation, biological process: regulation of transcription by RNA polymerase II. Gene Ontology annotation, cellular component: nucleus. Bases 1 to 2037 code for a protein of 678 amino acids. Gene Ontology annotation, molecular function: protein binding; DNA-binding transcription factor activity, RNA polymerase II-specific; RNA polymerase II cis-regulatory region sequence-specific DNA binding.
AUGGCUGAGCCAGGCGGAUCGCCCCUCCCCCGCGGCGGAGGGAGCUGUGCUCGGAGCCGGCCGGGCGGGUGCCUGUUUCCCCUGCCGCGCGCGAGGCCGCUCCCUGCUCCUCGACCCUCCCCCCAUCCCCUUCCCGGCCGCGGAGAGGGGGAGGGAGGACCCGGCGCGAGCCGGACGGGGAGUGCGCGGGGCGCGAGCUCUCGGCUGGGCUCGCGGGCAGGCGUCCCCGCGCGCCACUGGCUGAUGCUGCCGCCACUGCUACUCGGCAUGCACCGCAGCCAGGCUGACAGCGCGGGAGCCGCCGCCCCCCAACCCUGUGCACUGUGCAUUCACCUUAUUUUACUCUUGUGCAAUGGUCGGCUUGAAAACCCUGCUUUCCCGCCGCCCUCCCUCCCUUUCUCCUCCCCUAAUAAAAAAGAAUCAGACUUUUUUCUGCCACAUUUUUUUAGCGGAAGUUAUGAACUCGAUAUACGUUUUUCCGUGCGCCGGAAAAGGGCUUCUCUUUCAAAACGAAUGCAGAGGGCCUUUUUAGCCCUGCCCUGUCUCUGUUGGUCUCGAUGUUGUAGGGUGACAGUGGCGAAUGGUGGGGAAGCCUUUUGCCAUCGAAACAGAACUUGGGCCGAGGACACUGCUGGAGCCGAUUUCUUUCUGUUUGGAGUAUCACUGAUCAGUUAUUCUGAUCGGAAGAAUUUGGAGUUUUUCAUCAGUAUGUCUGAAACUAUUAAAUAUAAUGAUGAUGAUCAUAAAACUCUGUUUCUGAAAACAUUAAAUGAGCAACGUCUGGAAGGGGAAUUCUGUGAUAUUGCUAUUGUGGUGGAAGACGUCAAGUUCAGGGCACAUAGAUGUGUGCUUGCUGCAUGCAGUACCUACUUCAAAAAGCUUUUCAAGAAGCUGGAAGUGGAUAGUUCUUCUGUAAUAGAGAUAGAUUUCCUUCGUUCUGACAUAUUUGAGGAAGUUUUGAAUUACAUGUAUACUGCAAAGAUUUCUGUAAAAAAAGAAGACGUCAACUUGAUGAUGUCAUCAGGUCAGAUUCUUGGUAUCCGGUUUUUGGAUAAACUCUGUUCUCAGAAGCGGGAUGUAUCUAGUCCUGAAGAAAAUAAUACUCAGGCCAAAAACAAGUAUUGCUUAAAAAUAAACCGCCCCAUUGGAGAAUCCACUGACAAUCAGGAUGAUGAAGUAGAAGAGAUUGGAGAUCAGGAUGAUAGCCCUUCUGAUGACACCGUGGAAGGAACUCCCCCAAGUCAAGAGGAUGGUAAGUCACCCACAACCACACUUAGGGUUCAAGAAGCAAUUCUGAAGGAGUUGGGAAGUGAAGAAGUUCGAAAAGUAAAUUGCUAUGGCCAGGAAGUAGAAUCUAUGGACACCUCAGAAUCAAAAGACUUGGGGUCCCAAACUCCUCAGGGUUUAACAUUUAAUGAUGGCAUAAGUGAAGUGAAAGAUGAACAGACCCCAGGUUGGACAACAGCCACCAGUGAUAUGAAAUUUGAGUACUUACUCUAUGGUCACCGGGAACAGAUUGCCUGUCAAGCAUGUGGAAAGACAUUUUCAGAUGAAGCCCGUUUGAGAAAGCAUGAAAAGCUCCAUACAGCAGACAGGCCAUUUGUUUGUGAAAUGUGUACCAAAGGCUUCACCACCCAAGCCCAUUUGAAAGAACACCUCAAAAUCCACACUGGAUAUAAGCCUUAUAGCUGUGAAGUGUGUGGGAAAUCAUUUAUCCGUGCCCCGGACUUGAAAAAACACGAGAGAGUUCAUAGUAAUGAAAGACCUUUUGCAUGUCACAUGUGUGAUAAAGCCUUUAAACACAAGUCCCAUCUGAAAGAUCAUGAAAGAAGACACAGAGGGGAAAAGCCUUUUGUUUGUAGUUCCUGUACAAAGGCGUUUGCCAAGGCAUCUGACCUCAAACGCCAUGAGAACAAUAUGCACAGUGAGAGGAAACAGGUCCCCACUAGUGCCAUCCAGAGUGAGACUGAACAGUUGCAGGCAGCUGCUAUGGCGGCUGAGGCAGAGCAACAGCUUGAAACAAUUGCUUGUAGUUAGGUGUGAUCAUCAGGGGACAAAGGAAAACAGGACUCUAAACCCAAGAGGCAAUUACUGCAUAGACUUUGAGAUUAAACUGGUCAUAAAUGAAUUUCUGAAGACUAGUCACUGUAUUUUUGUGGAAACUUGUGAAUAGUUGUUGUGAUUAAACUGAAGACGGUACUUGGUUAGAUGCUUUAAAAACUUUGGGGAAAUAUUUCCUCAUAAUUCUGACCAAAUGGUUUUACUGUCGCACGUAUCAGAUUGUAGUAUAUUGCCAGUUUGCUGUUCAUUUUUAAAAUGGUUUUAAUUUGAGAACUCUUG